This is a messenger RNA of Periophthalmus magnuspinnatus, 4796 nucleotides long. RefSeq names its product fibrinogen C domain containing 1b (gene fibcd1b). NCBI's taxonomy places the organism in Eukaryota, Metazoa, Chordata, Actinopteri, Gobiiformes, Gobiidae. The record is from RefSeq and is a predicted model, not a curated record. The coding region runs from base 20 to 1495 and encodes 491 amino acids. The transcript is spliced from 8 exons.
UGCUCACGUUCUCCGUAGCAUGGUGAAUGACCGAUGGGGAGCCAUGAAUAGCUCUUCUGAACUCGAAGAUGGGACCCGGCACAAGAACCAGAGUUUCUGUGAGUGUGUGCCCAGCUCCUCCCAGCUCAAACACCGCUGGUCAGGCUCUGAAACAGCCAGGGAAACCCCAGCCAAGCGGAUGAGUUGCAGCUACCUCCUCUGCACCAUCUUGCUGUUCGUGGCCGUGCUGCUCGCCGUCACCGUCACCGGCACUAUCCUUUUCAUGAACCACUACCAGGCCCCGCCCAUGUCCGACGGCAUGCCGCACAUCUCCAACAAUCAGGAGGAGGGAAACGCUCUGGUCACUAUCGAGAGGGGCGACGGGUCACGCAUCAACAUCUUCAUCGACCCCAACUGCCCCGACUACAACAGUAACUUCCUACGCCUGGAGGGAGUGCAGACCUCACUGCUCCACUCGCUGACUGACCACGACUCGGACCUGAAGUCAGUCAAGGGCCAGGACAGGGCUCUGCUGGUCAGCCUAGCGGAGGAGGUGGCCAAGCUGUCGGCGCACGCGGGCCAGCUAAAAAUGGAUUAUGAGUCUCUGCGGCGGGGACAGAGCAGCUUGGGACAGGACAUCAGCACUCUGCAGACGGAGCAGGGGAGGCUCAUACAGCUGCUGUCUGACAGUCAGGUGAACAUGGUGAAAGUGGUGAACUCGGUGAGUGAUGCUCUGAACGCCAUGCAGAAGGAGAAUGUGGGACUGAAGGCCCGAGUCAAAGCGGAUCUACAGAGGGCUCCAGUGAGAGGAGCGCGCUUCAAGGGCUGCUCCAAUGGCUCGCGUCCCCGUGACUGCGGUGACCUGUACGCCAGCGGUCAGAGAGAGGACGGCAUCUACUCCGUGUUCCCCAUGCACCACCCCACCGGCUUCCAGGUUUACUGCGACAUGACCACGGACGGAGGGGGCUGGACGGUGAUCCAGCGCAGGGAGGACGGCUCGGUCAACUUCUUCAGAGGAUGGGAGUCGUACAGGGAAGGGUUCGGGAAGAUCACGGGAGAACACUGGCUCGGGCUGAAGCAGAUCCACGCCUUGUCCAUCCAAGGGAACUACGAGCUCCGCAUUGACCUGGAGGAUUUCGAGAACAGCACCGCAUACGCCCAGUACGGCACGUUCGGAGUGGGCCUGUUCUCCGUGGACCCGGACGAUGACGGAUACCCGCUGACUGUGGGGGAUUAUUCUGGAAACGCAGGCGACUCUCUUCUGAAGCACAACGGAAUGAAGUUCACAACCAAGGACCGGGACAACGACCACUCGGAGAACAACUGCGCCUCCUUCUACCACGGAGCCUGGUGGUACCGCAACUGCCACACCUCCAACCUGAACGGCCAAUACCUGCGGGGCCAGCACACCUCCUACGCGGACGGCAUCGAGUGGUCUUCGUGGACUGGCUGGCAGUAUUCCCUCAAGUUCUCCGAGAUGAAAAUCCGACCUACUCGCGACCCUGAUAGUAAAUGAAGGAACGUGACUGGAAGAGGAAUCGAAUUUUGGGGGGGGAUAAAUUUACAAAUCACAACUUGGAACAUAUAGAUGGAGUUACAUGUCUUCACGUUGUUCAAAUUCAGCAGACUCUACGGCGUUGUUUUUUUUGUUUCAUUUGCAGCGUUUUUUCGUCAUUCCUUAGAGCGUCACGUUGGAUAUCGACCCUUACAAGAAAAUCCCUCGAAACCAGCGCAACCUCUGAGCCCUACGAUUUUUAUCAUAGAACAACUCUGAGCCCACAGUCUAAAACGGAGCAUUGGUGGCCCCUUUACUAAGUCAUUGUGAUCUCAUUUGAAACCUUUUAUCUCUGCUGACAGUACAAUUUGGUCGCACUACCAAAAAGAUAUACCCCAUGAUUUGCCAUGAAAUAAUGAUAAAAGCGGACAUAAUUUCAGUCGAAUCUGGCCCGGAAGAGACAGCCAAACUGUACUCCAUUACACAUAGACGAAAAAAAAGUGCCAUUGUACAAUUUUAGAUUAGCAAAGUAAAGGUUAAAGAUGUGAAUAAGUGUCAAGAAGUUGCAUGGGAGAAAGAAUAAAUCCACGUAGAUCUCAUUCAUCUGACUUUAGCCAUUAGGGAGCAUAUUGGGCACUUUGUCUGAUGUGGCUGCCAGCUGAGUACUGGCCAAGUGAUGCAGCAUUCACAGAUGGUAACCCAGCUCUGUGUGCAUAGGUAGUGUGUGUGUGUGUGUGUGUGUGUGUGUGCGUAUCAAAGACAGAGAUAGACCGACUCAGAUCUCUCACACUAUCAGUUUCCUGUUGGAGUUCAGCAGAGCCAGGCGAUGAAUGGACAACAGCAUUUGCCCUGGCCAGACAAAACGUGAUGCAUGGGGGGACACACUGUACGGUCUGUACCAUGCACCGCGAUCGUUUACAUCCAGUUUGAAUUAUUACAACAGCCGCAACAGGAGCUUCCACGUCAUUCGGCUGCUUCUGAUUUUGCCGAGCUUUAGGAUACGCGACAGGAGUAACACGACCACUUUUUAACGAUGACCAUGAGAAUCACAAAUGAGGUUCUAUAUCACUUAUACUGACCACCAGAGGACAGAACUGAAGGCACUGGAUUACUCUCUUUGCACAGGCUUCCAGCACUGCUCACUUGUGGCCAGUAGAGAUUCAUAGAACCAUAGUUACUUUCAUAAUUUGGCUUAAUAUAACUUUUAAUUGUCGAUGCUGUUUUAAUUUGCUCUGUGUAGCAACAUGGCGAAAGAAAAAAGGGUACAAAGAAAACAAAAAGCUGUGAGAGGAUUUUGUGUGAUUUCCAUUUCCCUGUCUGACCAUUUUGACGGUGUUGAACCUAAUAAGUUUUGUUUUGUUUUGUUUUUCUUUAAUGUUCUAAAAGCUUUAAAAUAUCUGUAGAUUUUAUUGUACAUUGUGUACUUUUAGAGCAUGUGAUGCUGUUUUCUUACUAUGCUAAAACACAAAGAGAGAACUCAAGCACAUGGACUAAGACAAAUCCAAGUUUCAAAAGACUGAACUUAACUAAAUGAACUCUUUUCUUUCUCAAUACUUACAUUUCCUGGAGGUGCUGCUCAGAAAGUGAAGAAAAAAUCAUGAUCCCAAUAGCACAAAAUCCACCUUUGAGCGUACCGUGUUGACAUUAUAUGGCUGCCUGGAGAUAUAUUCUGCCCCCUUGAUUUGAAAUGAACAUUUGUGGGAAGACAUUUUGGAGCCCAUCAAGGAGGAGUCACCAGCUGACACACUAGUGAGUAAAACGUGCAACAAGGCGCCAUGUUGCAUUGACUAUCACUGACACUGGGACAGCUUUGAAGUUUCCUGGAAGGGUUCUCCCAUCGGUGCGGCACAAAGCUUGACUGCAACAAACGCCGUCAAAGCACAGACAUAUGCGACAAAUAUUGUUGAAAGAGCACAGCGGUAAGCGACGAGAAUGUCGGUAGAUUUAUAGAGACAUUAAAAAGACGUUAUAUAAAGGACAAGGAGGAGGCGAGGAGGUAGGCCUACGUGAGUGUGAAUGUGCAUCAUAGUGUACACAGUAAAGCCGUGUGCAUGAGGCGGACCGGGGGAAUAGCAGACAGAGCGGCGGUCUCUGUAGGAAGUUACGUCAGGUGCUGUGCUUUCCUCCCCUUGUGUUGCUAACAGAGAGAUUUACAGUAUUAUAAAGAAACUAUUAAUUAUUGUGAUUGUGAACCCUAUUUGAGUGGACAAUGCCCUCUGGUACUGUGUUUACCUAACCUGAGCUCGAGCCAUAGACAGUAGAACGAAGAGUGACAGCGAGGAAACUAAAACGAGGCGGGGGGAUUCACGCUUGUCCUUGUUUUUAGUCCUGGUUUUGGUCCCUAAUGUAGAUUGGGUUUGGUCCCGGUUUCGUCCCAGGUUUAGUCCCAAUCGUGACGUCGUGAUUUUGCAUGUGACGUUUUACAAAUUUAAACUUACCAACGGAUUUUGACUUUUGCGAAUAAGUGGACCUGGCGUUUACACAUUAACCCAGCACGUAUACACAUCGGGCAAACUUUUAUGUUAAAAUGAGUCACGGUUUUAUCCAUUUGUUUUGUGUUUAGUGGAAUGGCAUGAACGUGCGUCGUGACACAUUGUGGGGUAAAAAUAGAGAGUUAAAAUUUUGGCUAAAUUGCAAAAAGAUGAUUCUGCACGGUGUUUCGAUGACUCUUGCACAACCGCUCUAAUGCAGAACACACAUUUUGGCUUAUCUACUCUCAAUUUUAACGUCCUGCUUUCAUACAAUCGCACAUACAUAUGCAAUCUCUAAUUAAAUGUAUCAGAAGACUAGAGCUAACACAUGUUUUCAAGCGCACCGGUCCUGCUGUCUAUGGCUCUAGCUCUUCUCUGUUCUCUCUUCACGUCACCGAUCUCUUGUGCUCACUGUAUAUGUUACUGCUAUGUUGCCCCUCUUGUUAUUUCCGUGUAAAGAGCAGACAUUAUUUGCCACUUCCCUCCUGUGUUCUCAGUCUUUUAAAGCCACUUCCAGGCGAGUCUCAGAUGGACAGACGUGAUAAAGGAGAGGAAUCAGAGGCUCUAAUCAUUCCAGUUAUCCCGCUCAUUACAUCGCAUCAAUCCCCCAGGUCCUUCAACCCUCUAUCUUUCUUACUGUGUUACUCCUUUAAUUGCCUUAGCCUCUGCUGCCAAUUCCCACUCACUCAACGGCCCCUGAACACCCCAUCGCUACCCCGAGCAACCAAACUAACCCAACCUUCAUGUUCUUUUACUUUUUAGUGAAGUAUAUAGAUUGUUUUGCUGAAUCUUGAGCUGUGUUAAAAAAUGUUCUUGUCAACAUUUAAUAAACAUUCACAUUUUGUAAAUGC